UAAAAAACUAUAAAGGUGGAUGUCAUAUCACUUAUUUUUAAUUUUGAUUACAUAAAAUAUAGGUUAAAGCUUGAAAAAUCGAAGACUUAUCUAACAAAUUUGUCUUGAAAAAAUGGCUUCAAGAACAAUUUUAAAGAGAACAACUGGAAUAACGGGAUUAGAAGUUGCAACAAAUCCACAUCACACGUUAAAUGUGUUAUAUGGCAAAAUUUUACGAGCUUUACAAAAAAUGCCAGAAAGUGCUGCAUAUCGCAGAAGUACUGAAGAAAUAGUUAAAAGUCGUGCGGCUAUUGUAAAUAGCUCUAACGAUGUAGCCACUAUUGAAAAGCAAAUUAAUUGUGGACAAAUAGAAGAAGUUAUAUUACAAGCUGAAAAAGAAUUAAUAUUAACUAGAAAGAUGUUAGGAUGGAAACCAUGGGAGCCACUUGCAAAAAAAUCACCACCUGAUCAAUGGGUAUGGCCACCAAUAACACCAGUUAAACAAGCUUAAAAUGGUUGUCAAAAUUUUACCGUUAUAUUUACUGUAUAGAUAUUUAAAAUAAACUAGAUACAAAAUA
Molecule: messenger RNA, 557 nt
Organism: Chrysoperla carnea
Lineage: Eukaryota; Metazoa; Arthropoda; Insecta; Neuroptera; Chrysopidae
Gene: ND-13B
Product: NADH dehydrogenase [ubiquinone] 1 alpha subcomplex subunit 5
Exons: 1
Coding region: 113-490 (125 amino acids)
Biological process (GO): respiratory electron transport chain
Source: RefSeq, a predicted model, not a curated record